Komagataella phaffii GS115 is the source of this 519-nucleotide messenger RNA. RefSeq lists its product as hypothetical. The transcript has a single exon. Gene Ontology annotation, biological process: tRNA threonylcarbamoyladenosine modification; telomere maintenance via recombination. Lineage: Eukaryota; Fungi; Ascomycota; Pichiomycetes; Pichiales; Pichiaceae. The record is from RefSeq and is a predicted model, not a curated record. Gene Ontology annotation, cellular component: nucleus; EKC/KEOPS complex; cytosol. The coding region runs from base 1 to 519 and encodes 172 amino acids.
AUGACAACACUAGUUCUACCACAGUUUCCAGAAACAAAAAUUUUGAUAGCCCAAUACCAGAAUGUCAAGAACGCUAGGACAAUAAGAGAGGAACUGAUAAAGGGAAAUUUGCAGUUUAAUUAUGCCUUCAUAAAUGCUGAAACUGUCGCCUCAGAGACGCAUCUAAACAGUGCCAUCUAUAGGACACUGAUCAACCACAAAAACAAGACUAUGAAGGCAAAAACCUUACAUUCUGAGUUGAUAUUCAACCUUUCCCCGUUUAAAAACAUAAUGGAUGCCUUCAAGAAGUUUGGUAUUGCUGAUGAGUGUAGUAACAUCAUCGUUGUGCGUAUUUCUGGCGAUGGGGAAACAGAACCAGAGAUCGGCAAUCUUGAUUCCGUGGUUGAAGGAGAAAGAACCGAAGAACCGAUUGGACUCCACUGUAGUACAGCACUGGUCAAGAAAAUCUUUAAGCUGAAUGGUUUGCGGGACGAUUUGGACUUGUCUACGUUGAUCAGUGGGUCAAUCCAAUUAAGGUAG